Talaromyces amestolkiae is the source of this 768-nucleotide messenger RNA. RefSeq lists its product as uncharacterized. The transcript has 3 exons. Gene Ontology annotation, molecular function: arylformamidase activity. The coding region runs from base 1 to 768 and encodes 255 amino acids. The record is from RefSeq and is a predicted model, not a curated record. Lineage: Eukaryota; Fungi; Ascomycota; Eurotiomycetes; Eurotiales; Trichocomaceae.
AUGACCACAAUAUCCUUCGACUCCCUCCUACUCCGCAAAGAUGGAACACCAGGCAACGCAUGGGGUCGUUUUGGCAAUGAUGAUGAACUCGGAACAUUGAACUUGCUCACACCAAAAGUCACAGCCGAAGCCGCAAAGGAGAUCGUCGAAGGGGUUCGGGUAUCCGUCGACUGGCCCCUUGAUACCUUUGUUGUUGCCGCUGACGAGUGUCGUAUUGUAUGGGUUGAGAACGGUGGCAUCGUCGGUCGUGGCGUGUUACUCGACUAUGUCUCCUACGCCGAAAGCAAAAACAUCCCCAUCGAUUGCUUUUCCACUACAUCAAUCUCACCCUCUGUCCUGAGAGAAAUUGCAUCUGUCCAAGGUACAAUCUUUCGUCCUGGUGAUAUACUUUUCGUCCGUACCGGCUGGACAGAAGCCUAUGGCCGCAUGACACGAGCCGAACAGGAGCAACUAGCAGCAACAUACCCGCCACCAGCAAUUGGGUUGGAAUCUUCAAAGGAAACUCUACGAUGGAUCUGGGAUAAUCAAUUUGCGGCUGUUGUUGGCGAUCAGCCCAGUUUUGAGGCGUGGCCGUGCCAGAAUACGGAUUUUAUGCUGCACGAGUGGUUAUUGGCAGGAUGGGGAACGCCGAUUGGGGAGUUGUUUGAUUUGAAGCAGUUGAGCGAGGAGUGUCAGAAGAGGAAGAGAUGGUCGUUUUUCUUUAGUAGUAUGCCAUUGAGGGUCCCUGGUGGUGUAGCUAGUCCUCCGAAUGGAGUUGCAAUUUUUUAA